Neurospora hispaniola is the source of this 807-nucleotide messenger RNA. RefSeq lists its product as uncharacterized. The transcript has a single exon. Bases 194 to 715 code for a protein of 173 amino acids. The record is from RefSeq and is a predicted model, not a curated record. NCBI's taxonomy places the organism in Eukaryota, Fungi, Ascomycota, Sordariomycetes, Sordariales, Sordariaceae.
AUUGGGGAGAUGUGAGGAUGCUUUGUCACAAAGGGAGGACCCAAGAAACAAUCAAGAUGUCGCAAACGACACAGUAAAGACUGUGUGGUUCCAACAAGGUUUCCCGACCUAUUUCCAUCCAACGAGACGAGACGCUGGAUUCAUCCUUGUGAAACCGACAGUCUGGUUCUAGCCCAAUGUCAGGGCAACGCCGAUGCGCCUUGUCCGCAAAAAGGCAAAAGCUGGAAGCCAAGAGGAAGCAAAGAAGAAGCGAGGCGACGUCAAUGUCCGUCUUAGAUGUGCUUGCUGCACGGUUAUGUUGCAUGACAAGGCUUAUCAACCCGAACGACAACGGCGGCACCAUCCAACCACCACCACAACAACAACAACAACCUGUGAACCAAAGAGAGGGGACCAUGAACAGACGGGUCCUCACUUCACCCCACACAAGCAACACCCACCGGCACUUCCCAAAAGAUUAACACCAAACCGCCAACUUUCACAUCCCACCUCGUCCUCCAGCCAAAAAGUCUUCUCAGCUGCGCCUUUCUACCAGAUCAGCAAAUCAGAGCGAUACAUAACCAUCAAAGAACACAAUUAUAAUCAGGGUCUUGGUGGUUCAAGGCACCACCUUUCCGUGUGCCCAAAGGAACCAACGCCGGGUUCAACAAGGCAUUGCCACCAAAAGUUUCCGGCUCGUCAAACUUCACCUGGACCGGUCCAGACAAACACAUGACAAUCCUCGCUACCACAUCGCCCAGGAUCACCAGAGCCAGUCAUUAGCCACAUCGCCUCAUCUCGCCUCGACCCAUCUCAUUUGCUCGUAUC